Daldinia decipiens is the source of this 1906-nucleotide messenger RNA. Its product is annotated as caspase domain-containing protein. Gene Ontology annotation, molecular function: cysteine-type endopeptidase activity. Gene Ontology annotation, biological process: proteolysis. The transcript has 4 exons. The coding region runs from base 283 to 1776 and encodes 497 amino acids. The record is from RefSeq and is a predicted model, not a curated record. NCBI's taxonomy places the organism in Eukaryota, Fungi, Ascomycota, Sordariomycetes, Xylariales, Hypoxylaceae.
GUGCACCAUCACUGCCGUGUUACCCGUCAGCCCUAUGUAAAUCCCUUAUCGAGUUAUCGAGAUCCUUAAAUCCUUCUCCUAUUUUAUCAUUUCUCAGCCCCAAAUCUCACAUCCCACAUCUUCAGGACCCACACAGAAUCAUAGGAUAGAUACCGACUUCCAACGUUGUCUGCUUGUUCUACAUCCCGAUAUUUCUUGACCAUAGGUUCUUCCUCAAACAAGUAGUAAACCACACCACCCAUCAACCAAUCCUAAUCUCUCAUUUUUUAAUCACCUUGUAAAAUGUCUGGUUGGGGUCACGACCAAAAUUACGGCGGAGGAUACGGCGGAGGAUACGGCGGAGGAGGAGGGGGAGGAUAUAACCAACCUCCUCAUCAAGGAUAUAAUCAGCCUCAUCAGGGGUAUAAUCAACCACCUCAGGGGUAUAAUCAACCUCCUCAAGGACCUCCUCAAGGAUACAACCAGCCUCCUCAAGGGUAUAAUCAGUAUGGUCCGCCUUCUGGUCCUCCGGGUCAUAAUCAAUAUGGGGCUCCUCCCGGUCCGCCUCCCCAGCAACAUGGCUACAACCAAUAUGCCCCUCCGUCUGGACCUCCGCCUACUCAGCAGCACGGGUAUCAACAGCAUUCCUCGUAUAACCAAGGAUCCAACCGCUACCCGCCGCCUUCCUAUCCCCCACCGCACGGGUUAGAUCCGUAUGGGUAUCCCGCUCAUUCCGGUGGCCCUCCCGUUCAAGGUUACGGAGGCCAGCACCGAGCCGGCCCUCCUCCGCCAAGUGCUCCACAGCAAUUCGGUCAUGGUGCACCUAAUGGUUAUACUUUCCAGUAUUCCAAUUGUACCGGUAAACGUAAGGCACUAUUGAUCGGCAUCAACUAUUUUGGCCAGAAGGGUGAACUACGUGGUUGCAUCAACGAUACCAAGAACGUCUCCCAGUUUCUUAUACAGCGCUACAACUAUAAGAGAGAGGAUAUGAUAAUCUUGACUGACGACCAACAAGACCCUAUCAUGGUGCCGACCAAGACAAACAUACUUCGAGCUAUGGAAUGGCUUGUUUCCGGUGCUCGUCCUAACGAUGCAUUGUUCUUACAUUAUUCAGGUCAUGGCGGACAGACAAAAGACCAAGAUGGCGACGAGGAAGACGGCUAUGACGAGGUUAUUUACCCUGUCGACUACGAAACCGCCGGCCACAUUGUCGAUGAUCAACUUCAUCAUGUAGUCGUCAAGCCUCUUCAAGCAGGUGUGAGGCUAACGUCAAUCUUUGACUCAUGUCACUCCGGUUCGGUUUUAGAUUUACCAUACAUCUACUCAACCAAGGGUGUUCUAAAGGAGCCGAAUCUCGCAGCCGAAGCUGGGCAAGGGCUGCUUAAGGCAUUCUCCUCCUACGCCCAGGGCGAUGCAGCAGGAGCUGCCAGCGCCAUCUUUGGUUUUGCCAAAACUGCGUUCAGGGGAGAUGACGGGUAUAAAAAGACAAUCGAAACCAAGACCUCGCCCGCAGACGUCAUCAUGUGGUCCGGCAGCAAGGAUGAUCAGACAUCUGCGGACGCUACCAUUGCAUCUCAGGCAACUGGGGCGAUGUCUUAUGCUUUUAUCACAGCUCUUACGCAGGACCCUAAACAAAGUUACGUGGAACUACUCAACAGCAUUCGUGACGUGCUAGAAACCAAGUAUUCCCAAAAGCCACAGUUGUCUUGCAGCCACCCUCUCGGUGAGUUCCUCGAACCCCAUGAAUCAAAUUACGUACUGACUUUUACAGAUACAAGUAUCCUAUUCGUUAUGUGAGCUGCUGGAAAUAGGAUAUGUGUUGGACGAGUUCGGCUUGACGUUGAGCAUGCAAGCGGAAAUUUAGCAGCAGGCUGUCCGAAAAUGAAACUAAAAUGCAUAGCAAAGUGUGAUUUAUAAAAUUUACCUG